Messenger RNA from Desarmillaria tabescens, 2331 nucleotides. RefSeq lists its product as uncharacterized. The transcript has 7 exons. Lineage: Eukaryota; Fungi; Basidiomycota; Agaricomycetes; Agaricales; Physalacriaceae. The coding region runs from base 239 to 1930 and encodes 563 amino acids. The record is from RefSeq and is a predicted model, not a curated record.
GGCCAAUGUUCCUCUCCUGAGUCUUCACCUGCAUUGAUUUCGUUCCUUUUCUUCGUUGCCAUCCUUUCCUUCCCUUCUUUCUUCUGCGACGCAGGACCCGUCGACGAGCUGGGCUUUUACCUCUUUUCUUGAACAGUUUUCCUACAGUCAUUUCCGAUUCAACAUUCAGAAACAGUCAAUAAAUAUUCAUUCAAGAAGGGUCUUGAUCUUUUGGACGACAGUGGGAGCCACAUAAUAGAUGGGUGCUCCGAAUUCUAGUAAUAGUAGCGAACAGCCUGACCACCGUCAAGUAGCUACCUUCUUUCUAGGAUGGGUCUUCAUCACAGCCAUUAAUAACAUGGCAACGUCGGCCAUUCUACAGAAUGUCGUUGCUCGUGUCUUCUCCCGCUUUCGUCGAUCUUCAUGCGACCAUCCGAAGAUUGACCAUUGUGAUGAUGGCUCGGGGUCACCUUUCAAACUGAUGACCGACUGCCCCAUCCUUCUAUUCACCCUAUCGUCAUUCUUUAUGUCUGCCAGCAUCACCUCUUUUGUUUCUCUGCUUUCUUUUGACUCUGGGCCUGAGAUGCAACCGCUUUGUCAAUUCGUUGUGGCCUGGAGCGGAUUAUCUGUCCAGUUUGCGCGUCUUGUUGCGUUGUUCCUUCUUCUGUUUGCACUCCGUCGGUCGGGGAUCAAGCUAUUGGAGACUGUCAUCUAUCUUGCGUGGUUACUCAUUGGAUUAGGGCUCGAGUUUGCGAUUUUUACUAUUAGCAUAGGCACUGUUAAACUUGUUCAAUCUGAGGAGCUGUGUUACAGGGAACGUGACAAAGUUCUUCCCCUCUCCUUGGCUGCUUCAUCGGUAUUUUUGAUGUUGGAAAUUUAUGUUAUCGGUCGGACCCUGGUGUUGACGCAUUCACAUACACAAGGACAGAGAGAGUGGUUAGGUGACAUACAUGUCGUCCAAGCAUGUUCCCUUCUUGUCUUUGAUCUCAUGACGGUUCUGCCUUCCGCGGUUUUCAUUGGCGUUUUGGGGGAAUUCAUUCCACUCAGCAUCGGUUCAGUCCUUGUACUUGUGUGCUUCAAUAGGCGUAAUCGGCCAGCCGAGACAUCACCAUCCUUCGACUCGGUUACGCCGUCUUCAGAAUUUUCACAAGAUCUACCUUUUGAAAAGGAGAACAAUCCGCAUGGAUUAACGGUGAUCCCCAUGCCGCCACGCAUAUCUAGAUUUACUAUGGGAGCCAUCGCACGACCAUUGUCUCCGAUUCCGCCUUUGCCGAUGCACCCAUAUUCAGCCCAGUGUUUGGAUGACACCAAGAUGGAGGUGGAUGGAGACCGAUGGUUGGGUGGUUACGACACUGCGCGUAGUAGCCGAACUGUCGAUACAAGAACGGCGAGGAGCAUUGACGAAGCCGUUUUCGAAGUUGCCCAGCGGAGCCGACCUGUGCCAAUUUACUAUGAAGGGAGGAGAUCAGUGCCGUCAGGCCCACAGACACCGUCGAUCUCGAGCUCCGGCAGGUUCAGGGAGCUAUCGAUGGACGACUUGAUUCUUCCGUUUGCUCGUCCACGCCUGAUAACCGUUCCAUCUAACGUGUCUGUGGAUUUGGACGUUAAGCCUGACACACCGGUGUCGGGAGUACGGGAUUCGAUAGCUUAUGACCCGCUUUUAAAGUCGCGGUUUUCGGUGUCUACAGGAUCGGUGUCACUAACGACGACAUCGAGCUUGAUUUCGUCGUCGGACCGCGUUCGGAGGCAAUUAACGGCGAAAUCUGCUUGGUCUGAUUCAUCUGAAGAAGUACCUGCGCUGCCCGAGCGCCCAAUGCAGUUUCGGGCAGCUGGGUAUUCGAACCCGAUUCAGAGUCGGUGGCCUACGCUUUAUAAUGAAAGCAGGGUCUGUCGUAAUGAUAGUCCUCAGGCCUUGAGGGAGCCAGAAAAGGAUACGGACUCGGAAGCUUAAAUGUGCAGGAUUCUGGACUUUGAUUGGGACUCGAUUUAUGUCGCGGAAUAGGAUACGAUCAUUUUAAUGUGGAGUUAUAGUUUAUUAUAAGUAGUCUCCAUGUAACAGGGAUAGUGCUUGGUGAGUUGAAGCUGUAACGGCUGAGUUUGCGCAGUAGAAAGACAUGUAACAAGAACAAACAGACUACUUGUCUUUACCACGAUCUACAAUGGCGUCGAGCGCUCUGCUCCAGCAAAUCCAAGCUGGCAAGAAGCUAAAGAAGGCAGAAACCCAUGACCGGAGUGCUCCAGUAAUUGAUACGCCCAAGGGAGGAGGAGAAGGUGGUGGUGGUGGUGGUGGCGGAGGAAGAGGAGCUGUUUCAACUGGGAGCUCUCAGGCUGGGUCGACAAUGGGAGGAGGAG